AUGAAUCCAGUUAAUACCAAGCCUUACGAAUUACCCAUCGGUGCAACCUGGCUAAUUACCGGUUGCUCAUCUGGCAUUGGUCGCGCUAUCUCAGAAUUAGUUGCCAGCAAACCAAACCAGCGCUUGAUUGCAACAUCUCGAAACCCUUCAGACCUGUCUUAUCUUCCUAAUUCCAACCCCAACAUUCUCAAACUCGCCCUCGACGUAACUUCUCCUACUAGCCUUAACGAGGCAUUUUCUACCGCCUCCAAGCAUUUCGGCGACUCUUUCCAUCUUGACAUUGUUAUCAACAAUGCCGGUUAUUCACUUUCCGGAGACACAGAAUCCGCAACUGAGGAAGAAGCGCAUAUCGAAAUUGAGACAUUAUUUUUCGGCACAGCAAGAGUAACAAUGAAAGCCGUUGAAAUUAUGCGUCAGCACAAAGAAUAUCGAGGAGGAGUAAUAUACCAAAUUUCCUCCCUCGCUGGAUUAUGUUCUUUCCCGGGUAGUUCUUACUACCAUGCCGGUAAAUACGCCGUAGAAGGUUGGACUGAAUCUGUAGCACGAGAAAUGCAUCCUGAUUGGAAUAUUAAUUUCUGUAUAAUCGAGCCCUCGGGUGUUAAAACCAAUUUCGAAGGCCACGGAAAAGCCCACACGGCACCUCAUCCCGCCUAUACCGCUCCUGAUAUGCCCGCUCGUAUGCUUGAAAAAUGGGUAAAUAUGGGUAUCAGAAGUGGUAUUGGUAUGCUCGAGCCUACUGCCAUAGCAGAAAUUAUCUACAUGAUAGCUAGUCGUGGAGAGAAAGUGCCGCUUCGACUUCCUUUAGGCCCCACGGCAUGGAAAUUAAUUAGACAGAAAUAUGAGGGGUUUUUGAGAGAUUUGGAUGCGGUCAAGGAUAUUAGUGCUAUGGGGAAGGAGAUCUGA
Molecule: messenger RNA, 903 nt
Organism: Sclerotinia sclerotiorum 1980 UF-70
Lineage: Eukaryota; Fungi; Ascomycota; Leotiomycetes; Helotiales; Sclerotiniaceae
Exons: 3
Coding region: 1-903 (300 amino acids)
Source: RefSeq, a predicted model, not a curated record